Molecule: messenger RNA, 267 nt
Organism: Geodia barretti
Lineage: Eukaryota; Metazoa; Porifera; Demospongiae; Tetractinellida; Geodiidae
Source: the annotation of a GenBank genome assembly
CAGCGUUUUUGGGCGUGGAUAAACAAACAGCGAACGAGCUGUCUUCUUUCGCCCCAGUGAGUUUAGCCCGUAUAGCUCAGCAAUCAGGAUAUGGCGGACGUCAAACCAGGAAGGAGGAGUCCUCAUAGUCCCAGACGAGGGAAGAGAUACUCCAAACAUGUGCCACUGAGCAGAAGGAAGAGUCCUGAAAGCUCCAGGAGCAGGAGAGGAAAGAGAAGUGUUCCUCUCACUCCCUCCAAUGUGAUGAGAGAAGUGAGGGAGGUGGGG